CUUUCCUGAGCGGCUCCGGCCCGGGGCUGGCCCCAGCGUGGCCUUCUCGGCGCGCUGUCCCGGGAACCCCGCGCGGGGUCCCGGCCCCGUGAAGAGCCCACCCGGGGCCCCCAGCCCCGCCGCCAUGAACGGGCUCCUGAUCCCCCACACGCCCAUCGCGGUGGACUUCUGGAGCCUGCGCCGGGCCGCGUCGGCGCGGCUCUUUUUCUUGUCCCACAUGCACUCGGACCACACCGUGGGGCUCACGAGCACCUGGUCCCGGCCCCUCUACUGCUCCCCCGUCACCGCCUACCUCUUGCACCGCCACCUGCAGGUAUCUAAGCAGUGGAUCCGAGCCCUGGAGGUUGGUGAGAGCCAUGUUCUGCCUCUAGAUGAAAUUGGGCGAGAGACCAUGACCGUGACCCUCCUAGAUGCCAAUCACUGCCCUGGAUCUGUCAUGUUUCUCUUUGAAGGAUACUUUGGAAACAUCCUCUACACAGGUGAUUUUCGAUAUACACCAUCCAUGCUAAAGGAACCAGCUCUGAGAGUGGGGAAACAGAUCCAUACAUUAUACCUGGACAACACCAAUUGCAACCCAGCCCUGGUUCUUCCCUCCCAACAAGAAGCUGCCCGCCAGAUCAUUGAGCUCAUUCAAAAGCACCCACAACAUAACAUAAAGAUCGGACUUUAUAGCCUGGGGAAAGAGUCACUGCUGGAGCAGCUGGCCCUGGAGUGUCGGACCUGGGUGGUAUUGAGUCCUCAGCGGCUGGAGUUGGUCCAGCUGCUGGGCCUGGCAGAUGUGUUCACGGUGGAGGAGAAGGCUGGCCGCAUCCAUGCCGUGAACCACAUGGAGAUCCGCCAUUCCGCCAUGCUGCGGUGGAAUCACAGCCACCCCACCAUUGCCAUCCUCCCCACAAGCCGGAAAAUCCACUACUCUCACCCUGAUAUCCACAUAAUCCCUUACUCUGACCACUCCUCCUACUCUGAGCUCCGUGCCUUUGUUGCAGCGCUGAAGCCUUGCCGGGUGGUGCCCAUUGUCCGUCGGCAAGCCUGCUGGGACUACUUUCAGGACAGCCUGAGCCCCAGGCUCUCUCUUCCUCCUGUUCCAGACUCUGUGCAGCAGUACAUGAGUUCCUCCACUAGAAAACCAACCUUCCUCUGGAAGUUGUUAGAAAGGAGGCUAAAGAGGCCGAAAACCCAGGGUGUUGUGUUUGAACCCCUUGAGGAAGAUGCUGAUCAGUCUCAAACUAAGAGCAUCUCAACGAAGGCCAAGAAUGCAAGACUUUCUGGGGGCCUUGGGAAGCUGCCUCCCCGCUGUCCUUCGCAGACCCAGAAACAGUUAUUCCCAGACCUCUGCAGCAAGGCAGUUCCUUUCUCUGAGUCCCGGAAGAUGGGGCCUAGCCUGACUGCCCCCUUGGGUGUUUCAGUGCACUUAAGGUCUCCAGAUGAGGAAUUUAUUUCACCAGAAACUGGGAAGGAAAUUGGUGCAGGGUCUCACUUGGUCUCCAGGGGAGACAACGCUGGCUUCACAGCCACAGGGACCCAGCACACUUGGCUGGGCCAGGAUUCUACCCUGUCUCACAGCAGCCAGGCUGCCCCUCUUCUCGCUCCUGAGUUCAAGGGCCUGGCACUAAAAUACCUUCUGACACCUGUGAACUUUUUCCAGGCAGGGUUCUCUUCCAGGGGCUUUGAUCAGCAAGUGGAAAAAUACCAUAAACUUUGGCCAGAGUAGACAGGAGAGUGUAGAAUGACAACCUCAUUUGAUCCAACAUCGCAGAUUUGAAGAGAAUGGCUGGUAGGGAGAGUGUGUUUUGGGCCCUCUAUUCUGUCCUCACAAGGUCCUUAUGGAAUCGCCCCAGAGCAGCGUUCCCCAAUGUAUGUUCAUGGGGAUCCCAAAACAUUUUUCACAGUAGACAUGAGCACCUUGAAGGUUCUGCUAAGUCCUGCAGUAACUUAAAACUUCAGCUCAGUGUUCGCCAACUUUUUUGAAAAUGGGGGUGUAGAAGAUAAUGAGCCUGAAUCCAGAAGGGCCAGGUCAUUCCCUCCAUUGUUACUUGGUGUGUCAUGUGCCAUUCUCUGUGGUUCUCCCCCUUCCUAGAUAAAAAUCCCUAGGUGGUUCUGUUUUUUAAGUUAGCAGCUGUGGCGCUUGAGGAUAAAGUGGUGAUCCAGGCAGCACGUUUCAAUCCUGAAUGUCAUUGACUUGCUAUGACCCCAUCCAAGUGACUUCCUGUCUCUGCCUCUGGGAAGGAACAGGAAGCAAUGAAGAGCCUUGGAACAGUGAAGAAAAAUUCCACCUCUGCCUCCAUGAGAGUUUGCAGCAGUGCCACUGGGGACCUAUCUGGAACCCAGCCAGCUGGGGGGUUGGGCACCCCUCACCAAGGGAGUACCUGGAACACAGCUGAACAUUAAGGCUCUUAGCUGCCAGAAGGUCCUGACUCUUUGGCUGAAAUAAAGUCACAAAAGAUCAAAUGCAUUGCCAGAUAUUCCUGAUAGUUCACAUAGCUGAGAUAUUUGCUGCUCCCCCAAUCCCCCCCCUUUGGAUUGAGUAGGGAGCCAGAGCACACAGCCUGUUUGUUUUAGUAUCCAAGGCAGACCAGGGAGCUAGCUGGGGGGGGUGUGCAGGGAAUUCUGCCCUGGCCUGCUCGCCGCCUGACAAAAUGCCAUACCAAUAAGGAUGGCAGAGACCAUGGCCUUAGGGCAUGGGUGAAAACUGCUUCGUAAUGGAAUCCUGGUCUUUAGCCUUUCUUGUCAAGAGAAAGUUUUCUACUUCUGGGGGAAGAUUUGAAAAGUUUAGAAAGCAAGAUAAGGCCUGGCUCUUGGGCAAGCUGUGCACAGCUCAGUUUUGUCAGUGACCUUCACUAUAAGCCUCCCUGGACCCUCUAGGAGCACAGCAGCUAAAGCAAGUGGCAGAGCAAACAGCAGAGCCCCAGCCCCUUAUCUGUAAUACAGGUACUGAGAUACCUACUUCUCCUGACUGCUAUAGAAGCUAGAUAGUUGGUAAAAGACUCAAUACCUACUACACGGUGGGUGUUUCAAAUGCUGAUUCUCUUUGCCUCUCUCUUUAAAAAUGUUCUGUAUAUAAAAUAAGAAAUUUUGGAAAUUAUGAAAAUGUAAAGAAAAAAAUCAAUUCUAAUUCCUUCCUGCAGCUCAAUUGUUCUAGUCGUUUUUCUUGGCGUGCAAAUAUUAAAUACAUAACUUUUUUUCAAAGUCAGGGUAAUGCCGUAUAUAAUUUUAU
Talpa occidentalis (Iberian mole) is the source of this 3214-nucleotide messenger RNA. It is a transcript of the gene DCLRE1B, whose product is annotated as DNA cross-link repair 1B. Lineage: Eukaryota; Metazoa; Chordata; Mammalia; Eulipotyphla; Talpidae. The transcript is spliced from 4 exons. Gene Ontology annotation, biological process: interstrand cross-link repair; protection from non-homologous end joining at telomere; double-strand break repair via nonhomologous end joining. The coding region runs from base 125 to 1711 and encodes 528 amino acids. The record is from RefSeq and is a predicted model, not a curated record. Gene Ontology annotation, molecular function: 5'-3' DNA exonuclease activity; damaged DNA binding.